This is a messenger RNA of Salvia miltiorrhiza (redroot sage), 1116 nucleotides long. RefSeq lists its product as uncharacterized. NCBI's taxonomy places the organism in Eukaryota, Viridiplantae, Streptophyta, Magnoliopsida, Lamiales, Lamiaceae. The coding region runs from base 180 to 896 and encodes 238 amino acids. The record is from RefSeq and is a predicted model, not a curated record. The transcript is spliced from 3 exons.
ACAGAGACAGAGCGGUAGGGACCUCUCUUCUAGUUUCUGGAGUAAUCUGGAAAAACCGCGGGCAUAAAUAUCGCUACUGCGAACUUAACUUCCAUUACCCUUGCGUUCACUUUUCACGCCAAAAUCCCCUAAUUUCAAUUCGAUCGUCUCUCUUCUUCUUCGCUGAAUUUGCGCCAAUAAUGGAGCCCAACUUCCACCCGAGGAUGAAAAGGAAAGACUUCGAAGAUGUUGACGACGAUGUCUCCGACUUCAUCUUCUCUUCCCCCGCCACAAAAAUCCGUAGGCUGGAUGCUGAAUUGCCGCCGAUGGUGAUAGUUGAGGAGGAACCUGAGGUAACCGCCUCGGCUUUCGAUCAAUCGCAGCGCCUGCCGGAACAGAGCUGCAACGAAUCAGGUGGUUUGAAAAUUGAAGAGUUGCCGAAUUUGGGGGAGAACGAGGAGAGGGCUAUUGUGCUUUUCCAGCCAAGCAUUACUACACCCGUCGUGCAUUCUCCUUCCAAUUUCUCGGUCUCGCUUGAUCCUCGAUUCAUCUCGGGGUGGAAAAAUCAAGUAUUGAGGUCGAGCAUGGCAAAUUCUUGGAGACUAGAGAGUGAUGAGGCUGUGAAAGAGGAUGAUGAUAUGUCUAGCUCAGGCAACGGGUGCCAAGCCGUUGUCCCAUGGUUUCCACCACGUUUUUCAUCUGCUGAUGCAGAUAAUUCUUCUUACCCAUUUGAUGAUGGUGAAAUGAUGGAUGCUGAAGAGACGGGAGAGGCAACCAUGGAUGUUGAAGAUAGUGCAAGCAUCCAACAGAGGAGCGCUGGCUCAGUGGCAGUAAGCCAAGGUUUGCCACAAUGGCAGCACUGCACGAUCUUGCAGCCUCCUCAGAACACGACAACGCCUAUUGUAUGGUACCGAUGAUUAGCUUAGGGCACUCGGUCUUCAUGAGAGCCCCUGCUCUAGAUUUUGCAGUGUGAGGAGUGAGAUGUAGGUCUCCUCCUCUGCAGGGAGAGAGGUAUGGAUUGACUGCCACUUUUGAGCUUGGUGGGUUGUGAUUUGUGUCAUCUUGUUCAUUGAUCAAUGUAAAUGGAUUGUCCUUGCUUGAUCGCUUGGUAAAUGGAUCAAAUGGGCCUUCAAAUGA